AAAUCGCUGAUAUCGGAAAAUCGCAGUUUAGCCCAUCACUAACGCUGGUUUUGAAUGCAUCUGCUGGUUCUGCGAUGCGAUACUGUCAUCCUUCGUGUACCGUGUAGUCAGCAGCAACCUCAUGGUGUUGUGGAAAUUUGUGUGUGACAUUCUCCAGACUGUAGAACUGAAACGAUGGACCAGGAGCUAAGUAAGUGGAUAAAAAAAGAGGAAACUGAUGAAGUACAAACUGAGUUACACUUCAUAGCGCAAGAUUAUCCAUGCAGCAUGAAUGUAAAAGAAGAGUUGGAGGAGGGUGUGAAUAAAGAGUUUCUUGAAGACCCAUUAAAGGCUGGCGACCCUAGUUUUUGCGUAAAGCAAGAUCCCGAACUGAAACACCGUGCUGCUGGAUCUGAGCAUAAUUCUGUUGAAGAUCCAUUGGGAAUAUCUUUGUCCACUGAUUUUAUCAAGGAGGAUCCUGAAUUAAAUAUAACUGAGAAUACUGUGGAAACCUCAAUGAGAUAUGCAUCUGAUAGUGCAAGAUUUACUCAGAUUACUGGUGGGAGUUGCAGCAUAUCAUGUGAAGAAACUUGUCACCAUAGACUGGUCCAGGAUGAGUUGGUGAUAGACAUGGAGAAGUCAACACAUGGGUUCAGUACCAAUACAGAAGAUGUGACUAUUCAUAAGGAAUGCUCCGUUGCCACCCAAUAUGACUGUGAUCUCAAGAAACAUGUAUUAAUUCACACUGGAAAGAAACCUCACAAAUGUGAGAUUUGUGGGAAAUCCUUUACCAUAUUAGGCAAUCUUAACAAACAUUUAUUAAUUCACACUGGAAAUAAACCUCACAAAUGUGAGAUUUGUGGGAAAUCUUUUGCUAGGGCAGAUCAUUGCAAGACACACACAUUAUCUCACACUGGAAAUAAACCUCACAAAUGUGAGAUUUGUGGGAAAUCUUUUACUAUAUUAGGCAAUCUUAACACACACUUAUUAAUUCACACUGGAAAGAAACCUCACAAAUGUGGGAUUUGUGGGAAAUCUUUUACUAUGUUAGGUGAUCUCAAGAAACAUGUAUUAAUUCACACUGGAAAGAAACCUCACAAAUGUGAGAUUUGUGGGAAAUCCUUUACCAUAUUAGGCAAUCUUAACAAACAUUUAUUAAUUCACACUGGAAAUAAACCUCACAAAUGUGAGAUGUGUGGGAAAGCUUUUGCGUUGUCAUGCUAUCUGAAGGAACACACAUUGAUUCACACUGGAAAUAAACCUCACAAAUGUGAGAUUUGUGGGAAAUCCUUUGCUAGGGCAGAUCAUCGCAAGAGACAUCUAUUAUUUCACACUGGAAAUAAACCUCACAAAUGUGAGAUUUGUGGGAAAACUUUUACUAUGUUAGAUGAUCUCAAGAAACAUGUAUUAAUUCACACUGGAAAGAAACCUCACAAAUGUGAGAUUUGUGGGAAAUCCUUUACCAUAUUAGGCAAUCUUAACAAACAUUUAUUAAUUCACGCUGGAAAGAAACCUCACAAAUGUGAGAUCUGUGGGGAAUGUUUUGCUACAUCAGGUGAUUUCAAGACACAUGCAUUUGAACACACUGGAAGUGGACCUCACAAAUGUGGUAUCUGUGACAAAAAGUUUCACUUACUUGGAUACUCUCAAGACACAUGCAUUACUUCACAUCAGAAAGAAAAUGUAAGUAUGUGUUAGUUUACGCAAAUAGGUUUUCAUGGUUGGUGCCCUCAAGGCCUAUAAAAUAAUGUAUGUACCAGGGGACAAUAAAUUGUACUCUCAGUGAAAUAACUUUAAAAUCUGGUAGAAUUGUAAAAAAAUUUGUUAUGAUGUGUACU
Molecule: messenger RNA, 1817 nt
Organism: Schistocerca piceifrons (Central American locust)
Lineage: Eukaryota; Metazoa; Arthropoda; Insecta; Orthoptera; Acrididae
Product: zinc finger protein 431-like
Exons: 8
Coding region: 175-1677 (500 amino acids)
Biological process (GO): regulation of transcription by RNA polymerase II
Cellular component (GO): nucleus
Molecular function (GO): RNA polymerase II cis-regulatory region sequence-specific DNA binding; DNA-binding transcription activator activity, RNA polymerase II-specific
Source: RefSeq, a predicted model, not a curated record